UAAAAAAUAUUGAAUUUCUAAACAAACAAUAAAGCCACAAGAUUAGAAACAAAACAGUUUUGCAUUCAAACCCAAUAAUCACAACAACAAAAGAAAUAAAACAAAAAUCUUGAAAUGAAUUUCAAUGUGAAAUUAUGCGAUAAUUUUAGUCGUUUUGUGGCUAUUGUUGAAAUCGGACGUUAGUUCUUUAGAAGAAAAUCAAAACUAAUUUUAUUUCGAAAUGAAAGUUCUUUUAAUUUUGUGUAUCAUUGGUACACUUUCGAUUGGGGUGUUGGGUCAAUUCAAAACCGGUAUUAAGACGCGUCAACCUCCCAAUCCGCCACAACAAUCGGAGCAAUUGAAUUACAACCAUCAAGAGGAGUUCAAUUCGCACAGCCAAUACCAGGGUAGUGUCUAUGAGCGUUACAAUGGUAAUUUCAAACCUGCGGAAUAUUAUCAAGGAGAGGCAUUGGUGAAACCUGAACCAUCUCCUCAACCCCAGAUUUUGGAUGCAACUGCAGAAUUUAUUAACAAGACCAGGGCUGGCAUUGCUUCGGGUAUUUGUUUUAAGGAAGUACCCACCUCAACGCUGGUGAAAAAUGGCCAAGAGCCCGUCAGCAAUGGUACCGCUCCCGGUAUGAGCACCAUACAGGUCUGCUGUGAAGGUUACGAACGUAAUCCUCAUGUCUUCAAGCGAUGCGAUCCGAUCUGCGAGGAUGAUUGUCCCAAUGGCAUCUGCGUAGCGCCCAAUCAAUGUGUCUGUAUACCAGGUCAUGUUCGCAACUCAUUAGGUAAAUGUGUCACCACGUGUCCAAUUGGUUGUGAAAAUGGUGUAUGCUCCGAUGAUGGUCAGUGUCAGUGCAAACCUGGUUAUAGCUUGGAACCCAAACAGGGAAAAUAUUGUGUACCCACCUGUGAGAAUGGCUGUCAAUUUGGCAAAUGCAUUGGACCCAAUCAGUGUGAGUGCGAUAAAGGAUAUCAUCUAACCGGUGUGGGCACAUGUGAACCGCAUUGUGAGAAUUGCCUGAAUGGCAAAUGUACCGCACCGGGUUUGUGCAGCUGUCACACGGGCUAUACCAAGGUGGGCGAUGCCUGUGAGCCGGUGUGUGCUCUUGGAUGUGACAAAGGUUUCUGCAUUGCCCCCGAUACCUGUUCCUGCCCUGUGGGUUCGGAAUUGGACCGUUCUGGUAUUAAAUGCAAUCCCCGCUGCGAUAGCCCUUGUGUCAAUGGGGUCUGUGCCAGCCCAAAUAAAUGUGAAUGCGAACCGGGGUAUGUCCCCGAUGACAAAGAUUCGAACAAGUGUGUUCCGCACUGCCCUCAGGGUUGCCCCAAUGGAUACUGCUCGGCACCCAAUUUCUGUUCCUGCAAUCCUGGUUUCAUUAAGAGCGGGGUGAAGGGUCGCCACUUCUGCAACCCAGCAAACAAUCUCUCAUGUAAUGACAAAAACAAUGGCGAGAUAAGCCGAGAUUUUUUACAACAAAUAUUUUAUUUAAAAACAAAUACCAUGGAGGCCAUAGACAUUUUCAAAAUUUUAUUAAUUUUAAUAACUGAUCUCAGGGUUCAGAAUCAUUUGGUGAAAUGUCAGGAGUUAUAUGGUGACAUAUAUCCCAGUACUCGAGCGGAACUGAAUUUAUAUUUUGAAACCCAGCACCAGGAAAAGCGGUGCUAUGAAGAUUUACCGGCCUCAUUUUUCCAAACCAAGGAAAAUCAGCCUUUGCCUGGAAAUUCCUCAAUACCUGGUCAUCUGAGUUUGGAAAUUUGCUGCAAAGGAUAUCGCCGAGACCCUAAGGCCCCAGCCACCACUCCUCCGAAGUGUAUACCCGACUGCUCCAAAGUCUCAGCGGAUAAUUGCCGUAACGGUUUCUGUCGCUCACCCCAGCAAUGUGAGUGUUUUGAGGGCUUUGUAAAAAAUACGCUGGGGAAAUGUGUCCACAUUUGCCCGGUGGGCUGUGAAAAUGGACGAUGCCUGCUGAACGGUGUUUGUUUGUGUAAUCCUGGCUAUAGCCUAGAUCCGGAGUCGAGGAAAUAUUGUGUACCCGAAUGUAGCCACAUACCAUGUGGUUUGAAUCAAUUUUGUGCUGCACCGGGAGAAUGUCGCUGCCGGCAGGGAUAUCAAUGGCUGGAGGGUUUGGGUUGCCAGCCCGUAUGUCAACCCCAUUGUGGUUAUGGCCGCUGUGUGGCACCCCAAAAAUGUGAAUGUUUUCCGGGCUACAUCAAGCGCCGGGGGAGGGAAAUUUGUGAAUCAGAAUGCUAUGCCAACUGUGCCAAUGGCUUCUGUGAGUCACCCUACAAAUGUCAAUGCCAUGUGGGUUUUACCUAUGAUCCCCAAAGUCAAAAUUGCCUACCCCUGUGUCCAGAUGCCUGUGAGCAUGGCGUGUGCCUAGCACCGGGCAUAUGUCGAUGUUUUGAGGGUUACUAUCUUUGGUACAAUACCUGCAAGCCGAUCUGUGAAAAUGGCUGUGGCCUCUAUGGCCAUUGUGUGGCUCCAAAUAUAUGUGCCUGUGGUCCAGGACAUCAACAUUGUUUGGAUGGUGGCAGCUGUAGUCCAAGGGGUCAUUGUCAGUGUCCCCAGGGUAUGAAUCAUUUUAUUGAUCGUUGCAUAUAUUCGGCCACAAUGGAGAAUCUGAUUUUUAGCAUGGCUGAGAGGAGACAUUUCGAUAGGGAAUUGAAAAAUGAAUUUGAGGCUAUUAUUGGUCGAAUGUUUCAGUUCUAAUUUUGGGGCCAUGGA
This is a messenger RNA of Musca domestica (house fly), 2707 nucleotides long. RefSeq names its product platelet endothelial aggregation receptor 1-like. The record is from RefSeq and is a predicted model, not a curated record. NCBI's taxonomy places the organism in Eukaryota, Metazoa, Arthropoda, Insecta, Diptera, Muscidae. The transcript has 7 exons. Bases 221 to 2692 code for a protein of 823 amino acids.